UUGGAUUUUUGGAUAUUUUUUUUGAUUUGGCAUUAUUCAACAAGAAAAAAAAUUUCGACAAAUUCCUUUUUUUUUGAAAAUUAUGUGAUAAUUAUGAGAACCAAUCCUACUACUUCGCGUCCCGGGAUUUCCACAAUUGAAGAAAAAAGCGUAGGGCGUAUUGAUCAAAUUAUUGGACCCGUGCUGGAUAUCACUUUUCCCCCGGGCAAGUUGCCUUAUAUUUAUAAUGCUUUGAUAGUCAAGAGUCGAGACACUGCCGAUAAGCAAAUUAAUGUGACUUGUGAGGUACAACAAUUAUUAGGAAAUAAUCGAGUUAGAGCUGUGGCUAUGAGUGCUACAGAGGGGUUGAUGAGAGGAAUGGAAGUGAUUGACACGGGAACUCCUCUCAGUGUUCCAGUCGGUGGAGCUACUCUCGGACGAAUUUUUAACGUUCUUGGGGAGCCUAUUGACAAUUUGGGUCCUGUGGAUACUAGUGCAACAUUUCCUAUUCAUAGAUCUGCGCCUGCCUUUAUCGAGUUAGAUACGAAAUUAUCUAUCUUUGAAACAGGUAUUAAGGUGGUCGAUCUUUUAGCUCCCUAUCGACGUGGAGGAAAAAUCGGACUGUUUGGGGGGGCAGGAGUAGGUAAAACAGUACUCAUCAUGGAAUUAAUCAAUAACAUUGCUAAAGCUCAUGGAGGCGUAUCCGUAUUUGGCGGAGUAGGGGAACGGACUCGUGAAGGAAAUGAUCUUUAUAUGGAAAUGAAGGAAUCCGGAGUAAUUAAUGAAAAAAAUAUUGAGGAAUCAAAGGUAGCUCUAGUCUAUGGCCAAAUGAAUGAACCGCCGGGAGCUCGUAUGAGAGUUGGUUUAACUGCCCUAACUAUGGCAGAAUAUUUCCGAGAUGUUAAUAAGCAAGACGUGCUUUUAUUCAUCGAUAAUAUCUUUCGUUUUGUUCAAGCAGGAUCGGAAGUAUCCGCCUUAUUAGGCAGAAUGCCCUCCGCAGUGGGUUAUCAACCUACCCUUAGUACAGAAAUGGGUUCUUUGCAAGAAAGAAUUACUUCUACCAAAAAGGGAUCUAUAACUUCGAUCCAAGCAGUUUAUGUACCUGCAGACGAUUUGACCGACCCUGCUCCUGCCACAACAUUUGCACAUUUGGACGCUACUACCGUACUUUCCAGAGGAUUAGCUUCCAAGGGUAUUUAUCCCGCAGUGGAUCCUUUAGAUUCAACCUCAACUAUGUUACAGCCUCGGAUUGUUGGCAACGAACAUUAUGAAACUGCGCAAAGAGUUAAGGAAACUUUACAACGUUACAAAGAACUUCAGGACAUUAUCGCAAUUCUUGGAUUGGAUGAAUUAUCGGAGGAGGAUCGUUUAACUGUAGCAAGAGCACGAAAAAUCGAGCGGUUCUUAUCACAACCGUUCUUUGUGGCAGAAGUUUUUACCGGUUCUCCAGGAAAGUAUGUUGGUCUUGCAGAAACAAUUAGGGGAUUUCAACUAAUCCUUUCCGGAGAAUUAGACGGCCUACCCGAACAGGCUUUUUAUUUAGUGGGGAACAUCGAUGAAGCUAGCACGAAAGCUAUAAACUUAGAAGAGGAGAGCAAAUUGAAGAAAUGAAAUUAAAUCUUUAUGUACUGACUCCUAAACGAAUUAUUUGGGAUUGUGAAGUGAAAGAAAUCAUUUUAUCUACUAAUAGUGGCCAAAUUGGUGUAUUACCAAACCACGCCCCCAUUAACACAGCUGUAGAUAUGGGUCCUUUGAGAAUACGCCUCCUGAACGACCAAUGGUUAACGGCGGUUCUGUGGAGUGGUUUUGCAAGAAUAGUUAAUAAUGAGAUCAUCAUUUUAGGAAAUGAUGCAGAACUGGGUAGUGACAUUGAUCCAGAAGAAGCUCAACAGGCACUUGAAAUAGCCGAAGCUAACUUGAGUAAAGCUGAAGGUACGAAAGAAUUGGUUGAAGCGAAGCUAGCUCUCAGACGAGCUAGGAUACGAGUCGAGGCUGUCAAUUGGAUUCCCCCAUCCAAUUGAAGACAAUCCAAAGAUUUCGUUGAUACAAAGAAAAAGGAAAGAAGGGUAGAAAAAGUUAUUAGAUAGCGAAGCGAAGUAAGUCCAAUGCUAUCUAGUAAUUUUUCUACCUACCUACCUACUAUUGGAUUUGAACCAAUGACUCCCGCCGUAUGAAAGCAAUACUCUAACCACUGAGUUAAGUAGGCAAUUUAUCACCACAAAAGAAGCCCCAUUACUUCGAUCGAUUAUAGAUUGAAUCCUUUUUAUAAGCAAUACCGCUCCGUUAUUGGUAUGUUUAUGUUAUAUAGUAAACGGAUCAAAGGGAUAUCCUCUGGCAUUAGAGAAUAUUCAUCUUGACAAGAAAUUAUCUAUAUGUUAAGAUAUCUCUGACAAGGGCUAUAGCUCAGUUCGGUAGAGCAACUCGUUUACACGUGCGCCAAUGCUUUUCAAGGGAACUUUUUAUGCAAUGAACAUAAUUGACCUUGUUGCAAAAUCAAUGUCUUACUUCAUGGAUUCGAAAGAAUAGAAGAACAGUAGCCUGACAAUGACAAACAGCUGGUUCAGUCCGAUUCAGGUGCCAAUUAAGGUGCUUACUCAAAUAGAACUCCUAUUGAUUUGCUAGUUGAUAAGGUAAAUAUCCAGCCCACUCAAUGCUAGGCGUAAUGAGGAUAAGGGCCUCCAAAAAACUUCUUUUCGUUCUAUGAACUUUAAGGUGUAUGAAGUCUCAUAGUAAACUCUUGCAGCGGAACGAUAGAGACUCCAUUUCACUUAGGUUGAUUUAAUUUAGGCCGGAGGCAGACCUAAGUCAAGGUAAUCCUCCUUUGAAACACUUUGGUAUUGUUCCUAGAUAGAUCAUAAGACAAAUAAUCAAUCAGAGCACAGGGAGCCAUCUUAUUAUCUUUCCCUAAAGAAAAACUAUGGCGAAUUAACUGAUCUUUACAUUAGUUGAUGAAAGAGCCCAAUGCAGAAAAAUGCAUGUUGGGUCUUUGAAACAGUUCGAAUCAUUUCGAUAAUAAUCUGUUUGAUCUGUUUUACCGAGAAGGUCUACGGUUCGAAUCCGUAUAGCCCUAAUAUAUACGUCUUUUUUCCAUUUUAGGAUGGAUAUCUUAUGUUUCCUUUAGUAUAGUUUUCUUUUCCUUAUUUAGUACUUGUUUAUAGACUCGACGGUCGAUUGCGCCAUAGAAUAGAGAUAAAAGCAUUACCAUAGGCUCAUUCAUCGAAACGCAAAUCAGAGAGACAGGAAAAGAAAAAAGAAUUUUGAUCAAAUCAAUAGAAGGAAGGAUCCCUUACCUGAUUUGAAUUUCAUCCUCCUUUAAAUAGGAUAUGCUCUAAGUCUUCCCAUACUUUCCUAUAAUGACUGCAACGAUUUUCUCCAUUUUGCGAAUUCCUAUUUUAUUUGAAGUAUAUUACUAUCAUAUACAUUAUCUAAAUCGAUCCACUUUAAAUAAAAUAGAAAAAAUCGAAAGAAAAAAAAAAGAAAGAGUAAAUAAUAAAACAGGAUAUUCUGUUUCAUAAUUCUGAAAUAGAGUUCUUUUUUUUAGUAUUACUCCUCAUUAGGAUGUAUAUAUUAAUCAUCCUAUUUUAAUAUAUAUUAAUCAUCCUAUUUUAAUUAGGUUCUAAUCCAAUUAGUAGUAAGUAUUUUCUUUUUUAUUUAAUAGUCUCUGACUAUCAUUAAAUAAAGGGUAGAGCAAUUCUUUUUUCUAGAGAUUCUAGAGAAAGUGAGACAAAGUGAAGCGAAAGAGUUUUCUUUGUAUAAGAAUUAGGUCUAUAUCAUAUCUAAAUAGAAGGGAAAUCAAAAAGAAGGGAAGUGGGGAUUACAUUGGAUGAAUCCUUAAGGAAGACAUAUCACAAAAGAAAUAAAGGCUAAAGUAAGCGCUCCUUGCCUUUGGUUUGAGCAAAACAGAUUCUUGUUUCACCGAGGAAAAGAGAGAAGUUCUGGAUAAAUUGACAAUGUCAACUUGAAUUGACUAAUUCAGUUCCGCCUAUUCCACAUUAAUGGGAGUACAUUUAUGUUUCUGCUUCACGAAUAUGAUAUUUUUUGGACAUUUCUAAUAAUAGCAAGCCUUAUUCCUAUUUUGGUAUUUUGGAUUUCAGGACUUUUAGCCCCGGUUAGUGAAGGACCAGAGAAGCUUUCUAGUUAUGAAUCGGGUAUAGAACCCAUGGGGGGGGCUUGGUUACAAUUCCGAAUACGCUAUUACAUGUUUGCGCUAGUUUUUGUUGUUUUUGAUGUGGAAACAGUCUUUCUCUACCCUUGGGCAAUGAGUUUCGACGUAUUGGGUGUAUCCGUUUUUAUCGAAGCUUUCAUUUUUGUGCUUAUCCUAGUUGUUGGUUUAGUUUAUGCAUGGCGAAAAGGAGCCUUGGAAUGGUCUUAACUGAAUAUUCAGAAAAAAAAAAAAAAGAAGGAAAAGAUUCCAUUGAGACAAUUAUGAGUUUGAUUGAGUUUCCGUUACUCGACCAAACAAGUUCCAAUUCCGUUAUUUCAACUACACCAAACGAUCUUUCAAAUUGGUCAAGACUCUCAAGUUUAUGGCCCCUUCUAUAUGGUACCAGUUGUUGUUUCAUUGAAUUUGCUUCAUUAAUAGGCUCACGAUUCGACUUUGAUCGUUAUGGAUUGGUACCAAGAUCAAGUCCUAGACAAGCGGACCUAAUUUUAACAGCUGGUACGGUAACAAUGAAAAUGGCUCCAUCUUUAGUGCGAUUAUAUGAGCAAAUGCCUGAACCGAAAUACGUCAUUGCUAUGGGAGCCUGUACUAUUACAGGGGGCAUGUUCAGUACAGAUUCCUAUAGUACUGUUCGAGGAGUUGAUAAGUUAAUUCCUGUGGACGUCUACCUGCCGGGUUGCCCGCCUAAACCAGAGGCUGUUAUAGAUGCCCUAACAAAACUUCGUAAGAAGAUAGCGCGAGAAAUAAUUGAGGAUCGAACUCUAUGUCAAAGUCAAAAGAAAAAUAGAUCUUUUACUACCCGUCACAAACUUUAUGUUCGGCGCAGUACUCACACUGGAACUUACGAACAAGAAUUGCUCUAUCAAUCACCAUCUACUUUAGAUAUAUCUUCUGAAACUUUUUUCAAAUCCAAAAGUUCAGUAUCUUCCUACAAAUUAGUGAAUUAGGAGGGGUUCUUUUGUGCAGAAAAAGAAAGAAAAGAGCAGUACAAUCUUUCAAACUUGCAUUUGAAAUGUGAAAUAUUUAUACAAAGGGGGAGAGAUCAAGACAAUGCAGCAGGGUUGGUUAUCUAAUUGGCUAGUUAAACAUGACGUGGUUCAUAGGUCUUUGGGCUUCGAUCAUCGAGGAGUAGAGACUUUACAAAUAAAAGCGGGGGAUUGGGAUUCCAUUGCUGUCAUUUUAUAUGUAUAUGGUUACAAUUAUUUACGUUCCCAAUGUGCUUAUGACGUAGCACCCGGUGGAUCUUUAGCUAGCGUGUAUCAUCUUACGAGAAUACAGUAUGGUAUAGAUAACCCAGAAGAGGUAUGCAUAAAAGUCUUUGCCCAAAAGGAUAAUCCUAGAAUCCCGUCUGUUUUCUGGGUUUGGAGAAGUGCCGAUUUUCAAGAACGCGAAUCUUAUGAUAUGGUGGGAAUUUCUUAUGAUAAUCAUCCACGUCUUAAACGUAUCUUAAUGCCUGAAAGUUGGAUAGGCUGGCCCUUACGUAAGGACUAUAUAACCCCCAAUUUCUAUGAAAUACAAGAUGCUCAUUGAGUGAUAAUAAAUUCAUGUUCACUUAUACAACACAAUUCCAGAUUUUAUUCAAGUCAAGGAAUAUUUUGACGUUCUGUUCCUAGACGAAACGAAAUACUUAGAAUAUAAUAUUCUAAUUAAUUCCUAUUAUACAAAAAGGUCCAGAUAGACUGAACAAAAAGGGCUUCAUUUCUAUUUUCCAAUUUGGAAAAUCACAUAUUUGUUUCCUUCGUAUGAACAGAAAAAUACAAUGACUCAAAGAAGUUCCUACCACGAACUUUGUACCGCGCAUAUUACUUAGAACAACUGGGAAAGUAGGAUAAGCAAGAAUAAAAAAAAAUAUAUUCUUCGGAAUAGCGGUAUACAAAAUUAAUAAGAAA
Molecule: messenger RNA, 6030 nt
Organism: Zea mays
Lineage: Eukaryota; Viridiplantae; Streptophyta; Magnoliopsida; Poales; Poaceae
Product: ATP synthase subunit beta, chloroplastic
Exons: 1
Coding region: 94-1590 (498 amino acids)
Biological process (GO): proton transmembrane transport; proton motive force-driven mitochondrial ATP synthesis
Cellular component (GO): chloroplast thylakoid membrane; proton-transporting ATP synthase complex
Molecular function (GO): proton-transporting ATP synthase activity, rotational mechanism; ATP binding; ATP hydrolysis activity
Source: RefSeq, a predicted model, not a curated record